Ylistrum balloti is the source of this 1497-nucleotide messenger RNA. Its product is annotated as arylsulfatase B-like. The record is from RefSeq and is a predicted model, not a curated record. The transcript has 8 exons. NCBI's taxonomy places the organism in Eukaryota, Metazoa, Mollusca, Bivalvia, Pectinida, Pectinidae. Bases 1 to 1497 code for a protein of 498 amino acids.
AUGUUGACUUCAGUGACUUUUUGCGUGUUUAACCUUUUCAUGUCUUUCUGUUUUGUGAAAGUCGCUAACACAAAGCAGCCACACAUUUUAUUUGUUUUAGCAGAUGAUUACGGAUACAAUGAUAUAGGGUACCAUGGAUCGGAAAUCAAAACACCAAACCUGGACAAGUUGUCAGCAGAAGGCGUCCGACUGGAGAAUUACUAUGUACAACCGAUCUGUACACCUACCAGGAGUCAGCUCAUGUCUGGGAGAUACCAGAUUCACACUGGCUUGCAGCAUGGGAUCAUCUGGCCUCCUCAGCCCAAUGCCUUACCAAGAGACAGUCCCAUUCUGCCAGAAAAGUUGCGGGAGGCUGGGUACUCCACACACGCUGUGGGGAAAUGGCACUUAGGUUUCUACAAGGAGGAGUACCUUCCAAACAACAGAGGCUUCGACACAUUCUUUGGUUAUCUGACUGGGAGUGAGGACUAUUACAAGAAAACAAACUGUUUCAGUACAAACUUUUGCGGGAAAGAUUUACGAGAUAAUUUCAAGCCCAUUUUGCCGAAUUCCAGUGAAUAUUCCACAGAGAUGUACAGCAAGCGUGUGAUAGAUUUAGUCAACAAUUACAACUCCUCCAAACCAAUGUUUCUCUACCUGGCAUUUCAAGCUGUUCAUGGACCUUUAGAAGUCCCCUCUCGGUACAAAAACAAGUAUGCUUUUAUCAAAGAUAAAAAAAGACAAACAUAUGCAGGAAUGGUGGACGCGUUGGACGAAGCGGUAGGAAAGGUAACAGCAGCAUUCCAAGCCAAAGGGAUUUGGGACGAUACCAUUAUGAUCUUCUCCACUGACAAUGGUGGACAGAUAUUAAAAGGUGGUAAUAAUUGGCCUCUGAGAGGCUGGAAGGGAUCACUUUGGGAGGGAGGAAUACACGGCGUUGGAUUUGUACAUGGAAAAGCCCUACAGAAAAAAGGAACCAUAUCCUCUGAACUUAUACAUGUAACAGACUGGUACCCAACAUUGAUAGGGCUAGCAGGAGGCUCUCUAAACGGCACCAAACCCCUGGAUGGAUUCGACCAAUGGAAAACAAUCAGUGAAGAUGCUAAAAGUCCCAGAGAAAUACUGCUACACAACAUUGAUCCUCUGACCAAACCCGUUGGAGUCAAACUAAAGGAGAGUCCCUUUGACAAUCGCUACAGGGCCGCUCUCAGGUGGAGAGACUGGAAAGUGAUAACCGGUAGUCCAGGCAAUGGAAGCUGGAUACCAGAGCCAACUAGAGAGAAUACCAGCAUGGAUAUAGACUCUAGUAAACCAGAACAGAAUAUAUGGCUGUUUAAUAUUGCCAAGGAUCCCGUGGAAAGAGUGGAUUUGUCAGCAUACUAUCCUGAUAUGGUGAUGAAAAUGCUGACGAUGUUACAGCAGCUGAAUGUGACAGCUGUUCCGUGUGCCUAUCCUCUUGCUGACCCGAAUUCCAACCCUAAGCUCCAUGGGGGUUGGUGGGGACCCUGGGAAAUGUAA